AUGUAUACAUUUUCCUAUUUCCGCAUCUCCCAAUCAAGCACAAAACAGCUUAAUAUUUAUUGGACGCUGCGCUACGAGCAAUUAAAUAAACAGGAAAUACUCUCUGACCGAUUCACCUGGUUAUACGAAAGGAUGUUGGAAGACGAAGUACAUAAGACCCUUUUGCAGAAGCUACCCUCCUACAACUUUAAAAAUAAUGGCCCAGAAAAUAUGUUAGGCUCGAGCCAAAUAUGA
Molecule: messenger RNA, 234 nt
Organism: Plasmodium inui San Antonio 1
Lineage: Eukaryota; Apicomplexa; Aconoidasida; Haemosporida; Plasmodiidae
Exons: 2
Coding region: 1-234 (77 amino acids)
Source: RefSeq, a predicted model, not a curated record